Dunckerocampus dactyliophorus (ringed pipefish) is the source of this 1571-nucleotide messenger RNA. RefSeq names its product protein max-like. NCBI's taxonomy places the organism in Eukaryota, Metazoa, Chordata, Actinopteri, Syngnathiformes, Syngnathidae. The transcript is spliced from 4 exons. Gene Ontology annotation, molecular function: protein dimerization activity; DNA-binding transcription factor activity. The coding region runs from base 133 to 600 and encodes 155 amino acids. Gene Ontology annotation, biological process: positive regulation of transcription by RNA polymerase II. The record is from RefSeq and is a predicted model, not a curated record. Gene Ontology annotation, cellular component: RNA polymerase II transcription regulator complex.
UCACGUGUGAAGAAACCGUUGAUCGUCAUGUCUCUGCUGUAAGCAGAGCUUCGCGCAAGACUUUAUUUGCCUCUGCUCCGCUUUCUUUUGACAGCUGCUUGUUUUCUUUUCCGCAUACCCCUUUACCGAAGAAUGAGCGAAAACGAUGACAUCGAAGUCGACAGCGAUGCAGACAAGCGAGCACAUCACAAUGCGCUGGAGCGUAAACGCAGGGACCACAUUAAAGACAGCUUUCACAGUUUACGAGACUCUGUGCCUGCACUGCAAGGAGAGAAAAACUCUGUUAAACAGGCUUCCCGAGCACAGAUUCUUGACAAAGCUACCGAGUACAUCCAGUACAUGAGACGAAAAAACCACACCCACCAGCAAGACAUUGAUGACUUAAAGAAGCAGAAUGCACUGCUGGAGCAGCAGGUUCGUGCUCUGGAGAAGGCAAAGGGGAACAAUCAGCUCCAGACCAACUACUCCUCUGACAGCAGCUUGUACACCAACCGCAAAGGGAGUGCGGUGUCGGCCUUCGAUGGCGGCUCCGACUCCAGCUCGGAAUCAGAGCCUGAGGAGCCGCACAACAGAAAGAGGCUGCGCGUGGAGCCUAGCUAGACUCUCCUACAGACUUUUUUUGCUUUUGUUUUUUGCCCACCAGCCUGAAACUCCUCUACUCCUCUUAGCUGUGUUCACUCAGCCCUGCCUUCUUCUUACGUCAGUCAGGAAGCACGGCGGCGACUGUGUGGGAGAGGUGCUAUAUUGUGUAUAAAAUGCUUCUAUCUUCCUAAGCAUCCUGUCACUCGUCCUUGUGUCCCAGCGUGCACCACCUUCCUCCUCCCACCCAAAGUGAGGCAGCUCUGCAGUUUUGAAGGACUUGGCGCCUUUCAAACCUCAGUGACAUUCUUUAAUGAAUGUGUUUAUGAAAAGGUAUGAGGCGUUGAGUCAGACAACCUGCAAAUUUUGGGAGGAGUUACUUUGACAAAAAACGGCAAUUGGAAAUAGUUUACCUUUUUAAUAUUCAUACUUUUUCAGAUGAAUGUGAUGUUAUACAAAAUGCGACUCACCCUGUUAUUCAGUGUAGGUGGCUAAAGUUUUGUGCUUUGAAAAUGUUUUGUGUAAUCAAAUAAAUCCCUCUUAUUUAUAGUGAACCACCCACAUUUAUGUCAGUUAUGUUUGGCUUGAGAUUUCAUCCCCCCAACAAGUUCAUCUAUUUAUUUUUCUUCUAUUUUUACUAUCUGACAAAAUGAGAGUAUAAAAAAAUCCCCUAAUUGAUAAUGAAUGUUACACAACGCAGUUAACUUUAUUUUUAUGAAUGGACUCUUGGUUCAGUGUCUAGUAUAUAAUCUAAUCCUAAAUGGUGUCAGUUUUGCUAAGAAAAAACUUUCCUGGGGAAAAAAAAUAUUUGCCUGUGCUGGGAACGUUUCUUUCUCUAUUUUUCCUUUUCUCAGAGGUAAACAACUAGUGUGUACGUAAUCAAUAUUUGUUUGGAAAUUACAGGUAUGUUGUACAUACUGCCAACGGGUGUCUUGCAAGUUAAGACAUACCUUUAUUAUGAGACUAUAAAUAAAACUUUUAUCCUUAUUGGA